AUGGAAUACGAUACAUUCCUGGACCCUGCCGACCCACUUACUGCUGGUGCCCAGGUGCUCUUUGGAACCAUUGCGAGCUUCGUGACUGGGCUUGCAGAUACGCCAAGAGAGAUUGUGCGUGAUCUUGUUUCUGCUGCUCGCGCAAUACGCCAACCCCACGAACAUUUUGAUCGCCAAGCAGCAUGUCGGGCAGCAAUUUCUUCACUGGAUCAAUCAUCCCCAGAGGAUAGUAUUGAGAGCGAGGAAAUACAGGUUGAAAAUGAUGACCGGCAAUUGCAGGUUGAGAAUGAUGAACUGGAAGAUAAUGAAAUCCGAGAAGAGGGGAGUACACAGGAAGAUACUGCUGAUGAGGACAAUGAAAACCACGUCAACGACAUCGCUCGAAUUCGGAGCAUGGAGCGCAAAAGGAAUCUCCAGCUCGAAAAGGCCAAGACAAUGAGCAGCUCGAUGACGCCCUCAAAACCGCCUAAAUUCCCUGUUUUACACGAAGUUGCUAACCGACGCCCCCAGGUGGUCAGUCUUCGAAGCGGGUUCAGGGCGGCAGGAAAGGAGCUGAGAGACGGAUUUUACUUUGGUAUCACGGGCCUAGGAACACAUCCUCGUUAUGGUCUUAAGCAUGAAGGUGCUAAGGGGCUCCUCAAGGGGGUCGGGAAAGCAGUGGGUGGGGUGUUUCUCAAGCCGACAGCGGGGCUAUGGGGUCUAGCAGGAUAUCCAUUGAGCGGGAUACUCAGAGAGAUCAACGACUCGCUAGGCAGACAUCAAAAAUGCAUGAUUGUAAUGGGUCGCAUCUCGCAGGGACUUGAAGAGAUGCGAGAGUCUACGGUCGAGGAAAGGGCAGAGGUAUCCAGGGGGUGGAUUACGAUUGAACACGACUUGAAAAAGUCGAAGAAAAGACACAGCCAUUUGCAUACAACCUUGUGA
Molecule: messenger RNA, 921 nt
Organism: Penicillium canescens
Lineage: Eukaryota; Fungi; Ascomycota; Eurotiomycetes; Eurotiales; Aspergillaceae
Product: CAZyme family GT1
Exons: 4
Coding region: 1-921 (306 amino acids)
Source: RefSeq, a predicted model, not a curated record